Portunus trituberculatus (swimming crab) is the source of this 1363-nucleotide messenger RNA. RefSeq lists its product as uncharacterized. The coding region runs from base 625 to 1155 and encodes 176 amino acids. The record is from RefSeq and is a predicted model, not a curated record. NCBI's taxonomy places the organism in Eukaryota, Metazoa, Arthropoda, Malacostraca, Decapoda, Portunidae. The transcript is spliced from 8 exons.
UGCGCGGCGAACGGGAGAGGAUGUGUGGCUCUUUCCCGGCUGUGGUGUGAAGUGAGGUAGUGGCCACUGUGUUCGCGGCGCAGACCCUCCAUGCGUUCAGACUAACAAAAGGAAGGCUGGCAACAGGAGCGACGGAAGGGAUCAGGCCACGGCUCACUGCGGCGUCCGGGAGUCUGAGCUGCCCCUCGCAAGCCUCAGGGACGCCCGAGCAGUGACGUGUGUGGUGGAAGGUCAGUCCACCGUCUCCAAACUCUUCGCCUCACACCGCCAUCAGCAUUUCUUGACAUUUCCUUCACCUCAACUUCACGCUCAGUUUAUUUGCAUUCUUAUUCAUUUUUUUUUUUUUUUUGCUAUCCCUCACUUUAGCUCCUUUUUUCCUGUGUUGCUGCCUACAAUGCGAGGCCACGCGGUGUUGGCCCUUGAGUCACUAGCGAGGCUUCUAUCGUGUAGGUUGAGUGAAGGUGAGCGGCAUGAGAGCAGCAACGGCGACAAUGGCCAAAAGGAUGUCCUCCGAUAAGCUUCCAGUGUCAUUGUCUCCUUUACAAUCCACCUAGCCACUCCGCCUUGCCGUCUCUGCCCUGCUUCUCACGGAUCUGUUACCGCGUUGCUGAACGAACAGUCGUCAUGGGGUUCAGGAGGGUGGCUCCAGUGGUUCACGUGGGAGGGCGUGGAUGGCUUCGUCUUGACGCCCGCCACGCCGCCCUCACAGCUGCACUCUACACCAUAGUGGUGUCUGUGGUGGUGGCUGCACUGUGCGGGUGGCGGCUGGCAGUGAAUGGGCGGCAUCCGAACCACCUUCAGGAUGUAUACUAUGGUGUGCAGAUCGCCUACCUGGCCACGCUGUGCACACACCUCGCCAUCAUUGUGCUCAGCUGCUUCCUCAUCGUGGGGAUAACGCAGGAGCGGCUGGAGCUGGUGUCGCUGUGGGUGGUGGCGAGCAUUGCGUUCAUGGCGCUGGAAGCUGUGUGCUGUGUGUACUCCAACGUGCUGCGGGACCACAUCAACAAGAGGUUCGACACGCUAUGCAAGGUAGAGAUGAGCUUCUUCACGGCACGAGUCUUUAUCAACAUUUUAGCCUUGUGGGGAGUAAUGAAGCUGUAUCGUAACCUCCGCGCUGGCUACUCCUACAAGGACCCCGAGGCCAUAGAGUUAUAGAGUGACACGGCUGACAAGUGGUGAGGAUUUUUGAGGCAAGGUUAAGUGUAUAGUAGUUCACACGCUCCUAAAAACCAGCAGUGUUGCUUAUCAGGCGUUCCUCAACUGGGCGUUACUGAGAGAGAGAGAGAGAGAGAGAGAGAGAGAGAGAGAGAGAGAGAGAGAGAGAGAGAGAGAGAGAGAGAGAGAGAGAGAGAGAGAGAUGGAU